CUCAGUGGAGACUGGCGUUCUGUGGCGUUACCAUCAUGGCGGCCUCCACUCUUGGUGUGCAGCGUGCGCUUGGGAAAGGUGUAAUCCCUCCUUUGGUCGUGAUUUUAGGGGCUACCGGUACUGGGAAGUCCAAACUAGCGAUCGAGAUCGGGAAACGACUACAAGGGGAAAUAAUAAGCGCCGAUUCAAUGCAGGUUUAUAAAGGACUGGACAUCAUCACUAAUAAAGUGACAGCAGAGGAGCAGGCACAGUGUCCCCAUCACAUGAUCAGCUUUGUGGAUCCUCUGGUGAACAGCUACACAGUGGUGGACUUCAGGAACAAAGCACUGUCUCUCAUUGAGGACAUACAUCGCCGGAAGAAACUCCCAAUCAUUGUUGGUGGCACCAACUACUACAUCGAAUCCAUUUUAUGGAAAGUUCUUGUUGACCCUGUGGAGAAUGGGACAGAGAGAGUUCAGAGUCACUCCUCAAUUCCAAAAGCUGAGUUGGAGAAGCUGGGAGGUCCAGAACUUCACAAACGCCUGAUGGAUGUGGAUCCUGAAAUGGCGGCCAUGUUACACCCCAAUGAUGCACGUAAGAUUGCAAGGAGUCUUCAGGUUUUCCAGGAGACAGGAGUCAAGCACAGUCAUCUGUUGGACGAGCAGAAAGAGCAAGACGGGGCAGAUGGUCUUGGCGGGCCUCUACGUUUUUCAAAUCCCUGCAUCUUCUGGCUCCACUCCAACAUGGAUGCUUUAGAUGAGAGGCUGGACAAGCGUGUGGAUGAGAUGUUGUCUUUAGGGCUGAUUAAGGAGCUGAAAGAUUUCCACCAGAGCUUCAACGAGAAGAAAAUCCAGAGCAACAGCCAGGACUACCAGCAUGGCAUCUUCCAGUCUAUUGGGUUUAAAGAGUUCCAUGAGUACCUCACUGCUGGAGGAGACAUUAGCCAGGAGGACCACAAGAAGCUGAAAAGUAAAGGUAUUGAGGCCCUGAAGCAGGCCACACGGCGCUACGCUCGAAAGCAGAACAAAUGGGUUCGCAAUCGCUUCCUCAAACGGCCAGGUACCAGUGUUCCACCUGUCUACGGCCUAGAUGUGACAAAUGUGUCCCUCUGGGAACAAACGGUCCUCACUCCUGCCCUAGACAUCCUGGACAACUUAUGCAAGGGAGAGCGGCCAUCUGUUGAGCCAAUCCGAAUUGAGGGGGCGGGAGCACGAAACAAGCGGAGCCACCACAUGUGUGAAGUGUGUGAUAAAGUAAUCAUCGGUGACCUGGAGUGGACAGCUCAUCUCAAGUCUAAAAGUCACUUGCAUCAUGUCCGGAAGAAGCGGAGAGCUGAGGAGACCUCCGAGCAUCAGCAGGGUGUUGGGUCUAAACUCCCUUUCACAGUAAAGUGUCAGAGACAGGCAGGUUGUACUCCUCACACACCAGGCUCUGAAUCAGACGAACUCAAACCAGGAACACACAGGAACCGUGAUAACGAAGGACAGAUUUCUGAGGAGGCGUAACCUGUAUGAAUAAGCAGAAGGAUUUUUAUUUUACAACUUGUGCCUUAAAUCGAUCCCUCAGGAGUGUGUAAGACCCGCGUGGAAUAAGAGUGGCACUGAAAUCUGCACAGAUACCAUCUUUUUUUUUUUUUUUUGCCUCUGAAUGGACCGAACAAUUUCAGUCCAGCUGUUGGAUUAAUCCAAUAUCCAUAUUGCUCUGAGUUAAACCUCUCCUAGACAUCGUGGAGGUUUUAAUGGAAAUUGUUGUUGAAUGGAGAACAAUUUCCGAGUUUUUACCCAAACAACAGCAGCAAAAAAAACAAAAAACGUCUGGGCUGUACAGAAUAAUUUUUCUGCACUACUUCACAAAGGCCGGGUAGACUUCAGUUUUCUUGCACAAAUGCUUGGCUGUGCCGUCAUGUUUAGUUUGAGUGUUUAAUCAAGAUCACCUAUAAGGUACAUUUUAUAAUUAAAGUGCUUUAUUAUUUUAAUCAUA
Molecule: messenger RNA, 1959 nt
Organism: Ictalurus punctatus (channel catfish)
Lineage: Eukaryota; Metazoa; Chordata; Actinopteri; Siluriformes; Ictaluridae
Gene: trit1
Product: tRNA isopentenyltransferase 1
Exons: 11
Coding region: 36-1484 (482 amino acids)
Biological process (GO): tRNA modification
Cellular component (GO): mitochondrion
Molecular function (GO): ATP binding; tRNA dimethylallyltransferase activity
Source: RefSeq, a predicted model, not a curated record